This is a messenger RNA of Vitis riparia (riverbank grape), 4386 nucleotides long. RefSeq names its product DNA glycosylase/AP lyase ROS1-like. Gene Ontology annotation, biological process: base-excision repair. The record is from RefSeq and is a predicted model, not a curated record. NCBI's taxonomy places the organism in Eukaryota, Viridiplantae, Streptophyta, Magnoliopsida, Vitales, Vitaceae. Gene Ontology annotation, molecular function: 4 iron, 4 sulfur cluster binding; DNA demethylase activity; DNA N-glycosylase activity. The transcript has 20 exons. Bases 118 to 4353 code for a protein of 1411 amino acids.
GUUGAUACCGUCAAACUCUUUUUGGUUGCAUCACUCGAGCUCUAGCCUACAACAUUUUUGUUCUUCGUCUUCUGGAAUCUCUACUAUCACUGGGGGAGAACUGAGUAGUAGACAGAGAUGGAUUUUGGGAAUUCAAAGCAAAAGGAGUUAGGUGAAGAGGAUUCACUGAUGCUGCCGCUUGUUGAUUUCGAGAGCCUGUGGAAAACCCAUCCUAGCCUUCCACCGGGGUUUUCAAAGGAACAGGAGGUGCAGCCGCAGGGUCCUUGGAUGCCCGGAACCCCGGUGAAGCCUAGUCCGCCAAUGGAUAUGGAUGAUCUAUGGAAAAACCAUCCUAGUUUACCGCCAGGGUUUGCUGGAUUUAGUUGGCUGGGGAGAGCGAAGGAAGCGAGUCCUGAUUCCCAAAAUGUAAGUCCUUUGGAUAACAAGGAGACUGGAGAUUCAGGCAACAAGGAGACUGGAGAUUCAGGCAAGGUUGAUUGUGAGAAUGGGGGACAAGUGGGGGAGGAUAAUUAUAUAAACUUGGAAGACUUGGGCUAUGGAAGUUCAAAUAAAGGAAUUGAAACUUGGGAGGCAUCACUGGCAAAUAUUUCCUUUACUGAGCUUUUGGGAUUAGCUUAUUCUGCUGCCCCGUCCGACGACACAACGCCUCUUCAUACACCUCAUGUUUCUUUGUUUCCAGAUUCGCAAGAGUCUAGUGUUGUGAACCCUGGUUCCAAUCAGUGGAGCUACACCAAAAACAUGGAAGGCCCUAUAUCUAAUUAUCAUGGACAGAAUCAAAAUGAACCCUCAAGUCCCACUAUAGGGUUAGUGUCUACUGCAGAGUCUAAGCAAAACGCCGGAUCCACUGAUGGGGUAGCAUGUCCUAAUAUUGGGUUAGCAGAGUCCAUUCCUCUGCAAAAUACGGCCACUGUUGGGAUAGCUUCUAGUGUUGAAUCAAUUCUGACACAUGAGAAAGGAAGCAAGAAGAAAAUAGACUUGAAUAAGAAGCCGCGCCAACAGAAGCCUAAAAAGAAAAAACAUCGGCCUAAGGUAGUUGUUGAUGAUGAUGGGAAAAAGAAGAAGAUUCCGAAGUCCAAGUCCAAGGCUCGAAAGGUUACCCCGAAAACUCCAAAACCUUUAACCCCAAAGCCAGUGAUUUUAAAAAGGAAAAGGAAGGAAAAGAAGAAGCCCCUUGGCAGUGAAGCUCCAGAGGAACCUCCUACGAAAUCAUGCAAGAAAGGCUUGAAUUUUGAGUUAGAAAACUUAUUGACAGAGGAGAUAUAUGCCCAAAGAGAUCAAAAUGUCAACCAAAUAACUCAUCAAUACCAGCUUCGAAAUGCCAACAGAUCAUGCAAAUGGAGAUUUGAUUUGAAUUUGGAAUUUCAAUAUGAUGAUGAUGAGUCAUAUGAAAAUGAAGUGAUCAAAAGGGAAAAUGGGAUCACUGGGGAAAUGAAUAUGGUUGAUAAUGAGAUGAGGAAUAUGGUUGAUAAUGAGAUGAGGGAUUUGAAAAGUAGAGUUGAUCAAGAAGGUGAAGUUUGCAGUGAUUGCAAUUCCAUGCAGGUGUAUCGAAGGAUAUUCCGAAGAGAUCAAUGUCUUUCUAAUAGCAAAAAAAUGGGUCCCGUUUUCCCCAAAAUAUACAAGAAAAAGAGGUCGCAGAGGAGGAGAAGAGAAGCAAUGAUGUUGUUUGUCACAACAGCAACAGCUUGUCAAACCGCUUCCCCCUUAUCAGUAAUAAGGCGAAAGAAGAGAUCCAACAUGUUUACUCCAAGACGCAAUCUGGCUUCCCUAAUUGCAAUACCAAUAUGUGAUGAGUUGCCAUGGAAUAGGGGGAAAAAAGGCAUUCCUUCAGUCAAGCCUAAGAGGCCUAAAAAGACUGUACCUAAGAGAGUUACAGAUAUAGGGGAAGGAAUUUGUGAUAAAAAUUGCAUUGCAAAACAUUCCCCAACAUCUACCACUCCCCCUCGACAAUCAAGUAAGAAGAAAAGAAAGGGACAGACAAAGAAUAAGCCUCUUAAAAUUGAAAGGCAGCAGGCCAACAUUAUUGGUUGGGAAGCAGAAGAAGUCCGUGUAGAUUCCCUGAUCCAGAAAUUAGAGCUUCUAUCUAUAAGUGAUAAAAUCAAUCAGUUGGUUCCUUACCAGAAGUCAGCACCAAAAGGUAAUCAACUUGUUCGCUACCAAGCCAAAAAGCCUGCACCAAAAGUUGAUCUUGACCCGGAGACCCUGAAAAUGUGGAAUCUAAUAGUCCUCAAAAAUAGAAGUGAAGGGGUAGAAGAAGAAAUGGAUAAGAAAGACGAGAAAAGGUGGGAAGAAGAAAGAGAAGUGUUUCGGGGACGAGUGAAAUCAUUCCUUGCUUGCAUGCAUCUUCUCCAAGGAGAUAGGCGUUUCCAUCCAUGGAAAGGCUCCGUUCUCGACUCAGUUGUAGGAGUCUUCCUAACUCAAAAUGUGUCGGACAAACUUUCAAGUUCUGCGUUCAUGGCUCUGGCUGCUCUAUUUCCCCUCCCUUCAACAGCGAAUGAUGGUGCAUGCUACUUGGUAGACGAGGAUGAGGAGGACGAGGAGGAAGAUUGUCAAACUAGGGAUCGAAUCCAAUUUGUUUCUGCCACAGAAUCUAAUCCUCAUUGUAUGGAAAGUUCCACUAGUUACUCGGAAAGUAAAAAUUUGAAUAAUUCUAAUGAGGGAAAGAGAGGAAAAACUAAUGACAAAGAAGAUCAUUCUUUUGAUUGGGAUAGUUUAAGGAGAUUCUAUUCCAAUAGAGGGCGGAAAAGUAGAAUCCAUGAUGCAAGGGAUUCACUUGAUUGGGAAGCAGUUAGGCAUGCAAAUGUUACGCAUGUAGCCAAAGCUAUUUCAACACGAGGAAUGAGUAAUGUACUUGCUGCAAGAAUCAAGGAUUUUCUUGAUCGCCUGGUACGAGACCAUGGUAAGCUUGACUUGGAAUGGCUAAGAAAUGUUCCACCCGAGAAGGCAAAGGAUUACUUGUUGAGCAUACGAGGAUUGGGAUUAAAAAGCGUAGAGUGUGUACGACUUUUGACACUUCACCAUCAUGCAUUCCCGGUUGACACAAAUGUUGGUCGGAUAACCGUCCGUCUCGGUUGGGUUCCCCUUCAACCACUGCCUUCAGAUGUUUAUUUACAUAGUCUAGAUCAGUACCCACCCAUGGAUACCAUACAAAAAUAUCUAUGGCCCCGGUUGUGCACUCUUGAUCAAAAAACAUUGUAUGAGCUUCAUUACCAAAUGAUUACCUUUGGAAAGGUUUUUUGCACAAAAAAAAAUCCAUAUUGCGAUGCGUGUCCAUUGAGAGGAGACUGUAAGCACUAUGCAAGCGUGGUAGCUUCAAGAUUGCCAUUAAUAAAAAAUGGAGGUGAUGGACAACUUGACCUAGCAUCACUAAUAGAAAAUCAACCAGCUGCCCCAAAGGAAGAAGGUAUACCUAACUACGUGGGUUCAAAUUUGGUGGUGGAUAAUCAUAUUCCACGGGUAUCGGUAUCAAUUCUGGAGGAUGGUCCAAACUAUCAACCAGGAGGGACUUACAAUAAUUGUGAACCAAUUAUUGAAAUGCCCACAUCUCCUGGACCCAAGUCUGAAGAAAAGGAUAUCGAAGACUUUUGUGAUGAAGAUUUCGAUGAGAUUCCUACUAUCAGACUCGAUGAAGAGUUUGGAGCUGGUGUACAGGAUUGUCCACACAUGUAUCCCACUACUCAAGAGGAGCAUCAUGGUUCACAGGCUUUAGUUAGUGUAGCCACUUCCAUCCCUGCACGCAAAUUGAAGAAUAUAAGUCGUUUAAGGACAGAGCAUCAUGUCUAUGAACUUCCAGACUCACACCAUCUUCUAACUGAGCGUGGAAUGAGACGGGAAUCAUGUGAUCCAUGCCCAUUCCUUUUUGCCAUAUGGUCACCAGGUGAGACAGCUGAUUCUUUUGAACAACCUCAAAGAAGAUGUAAUUUGGAGGGGUCGGGAGGACUUUGCAAGGACGAGACAUGCUCUUUCUGUAAUGCUACCCGAGAACAAGAUUCCCAAAUAAUCCGUGGGACACUUCUGAUUCCGUGUCGAACUGCAAUGAGAGGAAGCUUUCCACUCAACGGUACAUACUUUCAAGUUAACGAGGUUUUUGCUGAUGAUGAAUCAAGUCGAAACCCAAUCAUUGUUCGAAGGACGGAGAUAUGGAACCUACCCAGGCGGAUGGCAUACUUUGGAACUUCCGCCACAUCAAUUUUUAGAGGUUUAUCGAUUAUGGAAAUCCAAAAUUGCUUUUGGCAAGGAUUUAUUUGUGUGCGAGGGUUCAAUCGGAAAACUAGAGCACCCAAGCCUUUGGUAAGAAGACUUCAUGUUUCACCAAGUCAUAUGGGGAAGGCAAAAGCAGGGGAUGAUGAAGAGUAAACUUCAUAUUGUCUAGUCCACCUAUAGGAGAGC